AUGCGGAGAUGCCUCCUGGCCCUGGCCUGUCUGAGCUCAUUGGCCAUCUUCCUUUCGUGCUUACGGCAGCCGCCGCACGAUUGGCGGCCCACCGCUGUUAAUGUCACUGUGCCAAGAGCCAGUUCCGACUUCUUUGUCAGCAAGGUCACACAUUCAAGCAGCGUGCGAUUCCUGUUCUUGGCGGGUUUGGAAGGAACUCGCCAUCAUGGCUGGUCAGAGGUUUUCCGGCGGUGCAGCGAAUCCCACGGGCCGUGCAAGUUUCCAGGCAGGCUCCUGGAGCUGCAGCGGUCUCUGUACACCAAGAAUGCGAGCGGACUCUUCAAUCCUGGCAACUGGACUCCGGCCAGCUAUGCAGAGAGCGCACGCAACGUCUCGCUUGCGAUGGCGGCGCUGAAGCAGUCCUCUGAGGCUCUGUAUCUCCUCAACGGUGCGCAGGAAGUGGAGACACUCACUGGCAUGAUGUCUUAUCCCAACUUUCGAGUCGGUCUUUUCCCGCUCCAUCGGCCCGACCUCCGCAUGCUGGCGGAGCUGGCCGAGCAGGUCGCAGCAGAUCUUCGCAUCCUCGUGCUGAGACGGGGGAUUGUGGACAUGAUUGUUUCCACGGUCUUCCGCAGGAACUUCUCGACACUUGAGGAGCAGGUGGCUAGCCUCACAGAUAACGCGCUGGCAUUGUUUGGCCAGCUGACGCUGCUUGAUCGGCGUUUCGUUUAUUGUGUCCCCACAGGCCCCAUCGACGCAGCUGGCGCGGCACGGCUGGGCGACUUUCUGCAUCCGCGGCUCAGCGGCCGCGGCAGUGGCUUUGAGCUUUGGCAGCAAGCCCUGGCGGUCCUCGCCACACAGGCCCCUUCCACCAACGAGCUUGGCAAGUUGGCGAUGCUAAAGCAGCUGUUCGCUGCCACUAGUCUCAUCGAUGACUACUGCGAUCGACAAGCCGCUUAG
This is a messenger RNA of Symbiodinium natans, 939 nucleotides long. The record is from the annotation of a GenBank genome assembly. NCBI's taxonomy places the organism in Eukaryota, Dinophyceae, Suessiales, Symbiodiniaceae.